This is a messenger RNA of Penicillium cataractarum, 984 nucleotides long. RefSeq lists its product as uncharacterized. Gene Ontology annotation, biological process: DNA transposition; DNA integration. The coding region runs from base 1 to 984 and encodes 327 amino acids. Lineage: Eukaryota; Fungi; Ascomycota; Eurotiomycetes; Eurotiales; Aspergillaceae. Gene Ontology annotation, molecular function: DNA binding. The record is from RefSeq and is a predicted model, not a curated record. The transcript has a single exon.
AUGGUGCGGUCUCAACCCCCGAAUUCGAGACCGCAAGACCGUGCGGUCCGGUCCGCGGUCCUCGACCUAAGGACCAAGACCGCACCAUGCAGAGGCCUAACCCCACGUAAGCUUUCUGAAGAGGAUAGAGAUCGUAUUUACGAUGCAAUCCAAUCGAAUCCGUCUAUCACACGUGAAGAUCUACUAAAAGAGGUGGAUUAUAAGGUUAAAACCUCUUCAAUCUGGCGGUUAACGCAUGAAAUGGGUCUCCGGAAGUGGCGUAAGAUGGAUAGACCCUAUCUUACACCUGAGCACGCGGCAAAGCGCCUCUCUUGGGCCCUUACCUAUCGUCACUAUACACCAGAAGAUUGGAAGCGAGUCUUUUGGUCGGAUGAGACUACAAUUGAACGAGGGCAGGGUGCGCGAAAGGAGUGGACCUUCGUUCCGCCAUGGAAACAGCUUCAGGAACGGUCGCAUGGCGUUCAGAUGUCUCUUUCGAAGUCAAAACAGAUAAAACAGAUGUUUUGGGCUUGCUUUGCAGGUUCGCCUCGAAAGACUGGCCUAAUUCCACUAUACGGAGACCCUAAAGCAGACAAGAAGGGUAUCACGAAGGAGGUUAUUCACGAUCUCUACCAAAGAAUCCUACCGACCUUAUUAGAUAAUGAGGACGCGAUAUUUCAACACGACAACGCACCUACGCAUACUGCAUUAAUUGUACGUGCUUUACUGCGAGAGUUAAAUAUCACCGUCAUGGAUUGGCCGCCUUAUUCGCCUGACCUAAAUCCAAUUGAGAACCUCUGGGCGCUGCUGAAGGCAGAUAUCCUAAAGAUUCGGCCAGAUCUGCGAGAUAUGCCUAAUAAUGAGGAGACUCUAGCUGAAUUGGUGGAUACUGCUCAAUUUGCAUGGGAAAACCUGACUAUCCGGCACUUUGUUAACCUAGCUGAGACUAUGCCUCAUCGUGUUGAGGAGGUAAUUAGAUACGAAGGAUGGCAUACUAGUUAUUGA